Molecule: messenger RNA, 1773 nt
Organism: Triticum aestivum (bread wheat)
Lineage: Eukaryota; Viridiplantae; Streptophyta; Magnoliopsida; Poales; Poaceae
Product: sucrose:sucrose 1-fructosyltransferase
Biological process (GO): carbohydrate metabolic process
Molecular function (GO): beta-fructofuranosidase activity
Source: RefSeq, a predicted model, not a curated record
AACGCGUUCCCAUGGAGCAAUGCCAUGCUCCAGUGGCAGCGCACCGGCUUCCACUUCCAGCCCGAGAAGAACUGGAUGAACGACCCCAACGGUCCGGUGUACUACAAGGGGUGGUAUCACCUCUUCUACCAGUACAACCCCGACGGAGCAAUAUGGGGCAACAAGAUAGCAUGGGGCCAUGCCGCGUCCCGCGACCUCCUGCGGUGGCGCCACCUCCCCGUGGCAAUGUCCCCCGACCAGUGGUACGACAUCAACGGUGUUUGGUCAGGCUCCGCUACCGUCCUUCCCGACGGCCGCAUCGUCAUACUCUACACCGGCUCAACCAACGCCUCCGUCCAGGUCCAAUGCCUCGCCUUCCCCACCGAUCCAUCUGACCCGUUGUUAAUCAACUGGACCAAGUAUGAGAACAACCCGGUGAUGUACCCACCACCGGGCGUCGGGGAGAAGGACUUCAGGGACCCGACCACUGCGUGGUUUGAUGGUUCCGACGACACAUGGCGGCUCAUCAUCGGCUCCAAGGAUGACCGCCAUGCCGGCAUGGUCAUGACCUACAAGACCAAGGAUUUCAUGGAAUACGAGCUUGUCCACGGGUUGCUUCACCAGGUUCCAGGGACAGGCAUGUGGGAGUGCAUCGACCUAUACCCGGUCGGUGGCGUGAGGGGCAUCGACAUGACAGACGCGGUGGCGGCAUCGUCCACCAAUGGCGGCGACGAUGUGUUGCACGUGAUGAAGGAGAGCUCUGACGAUGACCGGCACGACUACUAUGCGUUGGGGAGGUAUGACGGGGCGAAGAACACAUGGACACCGCUGGACGUCGACGCCGAUCUCGGCAUCGGGCUGAGGUACGACUGGGGGAAGUUCUACGCAUCCAAGACGUUCUAUGAUCCGGCAAAGAAGCGGCGUGUGCUGUGGGGGUGGGUUGGCGAGACCGACUCCGAGCGCGCCGACGUCGCCAAGGGAUGGGCCUCGCUCCAGUCGGCCCCUCGCAUGGUGGUGCUGGACACCAAGACAGGAAGCAACCUCCUUCAGUGGCCGGUGGAGGAGGUGGAGACGCUCCGGACCAACUCCACUGACCUUGGCGGCGUCACCAUUGACUGCGGCUCCGUCUUUCCACUCAGCCUUCAUCGCGCCACCCAGCUAGACAUCGAGGCCACAUUCCGCCUCGAUCCGCUAGACAUCGCCGUCGCCAACGAGGCCGAUGUCGGCUACAAUUGCAGCACAAGCGGUGGCGCCGCAGGGCGGGGUAUGCUCGGCCCCUUUGGCCUCCUCGUGCUUGCCGAUGCCAGGCGCCAUGGUGGUGACGCGGAGCGUACCGCCGUCUACUUCUAUGUCGCCAGGGGCCUCGACGGCGGCUUGAACACACACUUCUGCCACGAUGAGACACGCUCAUCUUGUGCCAACGACAUUGUCAAGAGGGUCGUAGGCCAUACCGUGCCGGUACUCGAUGGUGAGGAGCUGUCCGUGAGGGUGCUGGUGGAUCAUUCGAUCGUUGAGAGCUUUGCGAUGGGUGGGAGGUUGACGGCAACGUCACGGGUAUACCCGACGGAGGCCAUCUACGCUAACGCCGGGGUGUACCUCUUCAACAAUGCCACCGGCGCUCGGGUCACCACCACCAGCCUCGUCAUCCACGAGAUGGACUCUUCCUACAACCAAGCCUACAUGGCCUCAUUGUAAAAAGAAAAUGGAAAAAAUAUUUUUUGUUUAGAAAAAAGUGAUAGAUAGCAUAUUGUACGCAUGUUUUUACACAAAGGAAGAUCUCUCAUUUCUUCGUUU